Peronospora matthiolae is the source of this 1503-nucleotide messenger RNA. NCBI's taxonomy places the organism in Eukaryota, Oomycota, Peronosporomycetes, Peronosporales, Peronosporaceae. The record is from the annotation of a GenBank genome assembly.
AUGCUCCGACCAACUAGCACCUUGCGAGCUGCUCGUCUGACUCGAGCUCUAAGCGCUUCGUGUGGCUCGAGUCAAGAGUAUGACUAUCUCGUGAUUGGUGGCGGUAGUGGCGGCAUUGCAAGCUCGCGUCGUGCCGCUAGUUACCCUAACACACGCGUGGCAGUCGUAGAGCACGCGCGAUUGGGCGGAACCUGCGUGAACGUGGGCUGCGUGCCCAAGAAGCUCAUGUACCUGGCAGCAGACAUGAGUCACAAGCUGCAGCACGAUGUGGCGCAUUAUGGAUUCGAAAACGAGGGGCCAGGUGGCGUGUCAGGGGCGCAGAUGCAUUUUGAUUGGACGAAACUCAAGACUCGACGUGAUGCUUAUGUUCGACGUCUGAAUGGGAUAUACGAAAGGAACCUGGCGAGCUCCAAGGUGGAGUUUAUUCAAGGGUCGGCGAGGUUCAAUAAGCAGGGAAAUGUGGAAGUGGACGGCAAGGAAGUGCUGGCCAAGAAUGUGAUGAUUGCAGUUGGAGGCAGACCAAUGAUUCCUGAUAUUCCUGGCAAGGAGCUUUGUAUCGACUCGGACGGAUUCUUCGAGCUGGACACUCUGCCGAAAAAGGUCGCUGUUAUCGGCGCGGGAUACAUUGCUGUCGAGCUGGCUGGCGUUCUGAAUGCACUGGGCUCGGAGACGUCCAUUUUCUGCCGCAAAGAGGGGGUGCUUCGCACGUUUGAUGAUAUCGUGCGUACGACGCUGGAAGAUGCCAUGGCGAUAGACGGUCCGCAUCUUCGACCUAACAGCAAUGUUGCUCGGGUCGAGCAGGCAGCUGAUGGCACCAAUACAUUGGUCCUGACCGACGGCUCGGCGCACUGCGGCUUUGACGUUGUGAUCUACGCUGCUGGUCGCGUACCUUUGACAGACAAGCUUAAUCUCGAUAACGCGGGCGUGGCAACCGACAAGCACGGCUACGUUGUAGUAAAUGAGUUCCAGGAGACGUCAAAUAGCAAGGUGUUUGCUGUGGGCGAUGUGUGUGGUACUCCUGCACUCACUCCAGUCGCUGUUGCGGCUGGAAGGAAGCUCUCGGACCGUCUAUUUGGAAACAUGAAGGAUGCCAAGGUCUCGUACGAAAACAUUCCGACGGUCGUCUUCAGCCACCCUCCCAUUGGCACCAUCGGCCUCACAGAAAAGCAGGCUCGAGGCAAAUAUGGCGACGACGACAUUAAGGUGUACACGAGUCAUUUCGUAAACAUGUACUAUGGACUGAUCAACGAGGUGGAUGAAGCAACUGGUGAGCUGAAGGAGAAGCCCAAGACGGCAGUUAAGCUCGUGUGUGCCGGCAAGAACGAGAAGGUCGUAGGUCUGCAUAUGAUCGGCAUGGCAGCCGAUGAGAUCCUGCAAGGCUUUGGUGUGGCAGUGAAGAUGGGUGCUACAAAGGCUGACUUUGACAAUUGCAUUGCCAUUCACCCGACUGCCAGCGAAGAGCUCGUGACGCUUGCGCCGUGGGGACUCAGUGGAUAUGAGUAA